Molecule: messenger RNA, 3454 nt
Organism: Microplitis mediator
Lineage: Eukaryota; Metazoa; Arthropoda; Insecta; Hymenoptera; Braconidae
Gene: su(w[a])
Product: splicing factor, suppressor of white-apricot homolog
Exons: 8
Coding region: 1270-3360 (696 amino acids)
Biological process (GO): mRNA 5'-splice site recognition; RNA processing
Molecular function (GO): RNA binding
Source: RefSeq, a predicted model, not a curated record
UGUGUAGAAGUAAUUUAUCUUUUUCUUCGAGUUUCUCGAUUUUUAAUUCAGUUUCCACAGGAAUGGCGUCGAAAAAUCAUCGAUGGCUUGUUGACUCUGGAAUUCUACGUAAAAAAAAUAAUGAAGAGGAACCACAGGAGCUAUUGGUGUUUGGAUACAGCUGCAAAUUAUUUCGAGACGAUGAGAAGGCGAAAAUGAUUGAUCACGGGAAGCAUUUGAUACCGUGGAUGGCUGAUAACACAUUAAAGAUAGACAGUACGUUUUAAAUACGUAAAGGUAUGACCAACAGUGACAAGAGGACGCUGAUGGAGAAUAGAUAAUCAGAGAUUGUGACAUUCUAUUUAAAAAAAAUGCUUCUUCAAAAUACUGAUUAAUGAUGUCCGAGAGAUUAAAUUUUGGAUAAGAAAAAAUCUGGAGACUGUUUAAGAUUUAUGCAGGUGUUACGCUGAACUACCUUCUUCCAGUGUGGCGCGCCCGGCACAGGUGACAAAUGGGGUCCUUGAAUCCUUGUGAAAUUUCAAGAAGUAUCCUUGUUGUCACCGAGCUUCCCUCCAGCAAGGUGAGAGACACAGGGUAAAGAGUCAAUCGGCAGCCGGGGAUCGUAUUUUUUACGAUUGCUCGGCACGGUAUGUAUUAAUGUCCAAACUUCACCAAUACGGCGUGGUACAGAGUGAAUGGUUUAGAGUUUUUUCCCCCAAUUUAUAAUAAUAAUUAUUAUUAUGAUUAUUAAUUAUAUUAUUUAUUAAUAAUUUUAUUUAUUUUAUUUACAAUAAAAAAUGUAAAUCCUUUUUUUAUUCCUGCUAUUUUAUAAAAUUUUAUUAUUCCUUUCUAAUUAUUUAAAUUUAUACUUUUUAAAUUUAUGUAUUUUUUAAGGCAUAAUCUUGAAAAUCAAUCCCUCUGGCCUACCGUUGAAAAAAAAAGAAAAAAAAAAAAAGAAAUAUACUUCCUUUGUACUUAUUUCCCAUUAUUGCAGCUUACAACAAAGACAGGACUUUUUUAUCACUAACUUUUUUUUUUUAUUUUCAGAUGCCGAGCGGGAUUAAUAUAUAAUGAUCUAUUGAUAAAAUAAUUAUUUAUAAAACUCUAACUCAAUUUUUAUGUGUCUUUAGAUACGAUGGACGCGGGGCACUGGCGGAUUUGCGAGUUCACGAGCCGCCACCGGGUGGUUUUGACGCACGUACCAUACUUACAGAAGAUGAAUUUAAAAUUGAGCAACUUUGUGACGAAGAAAGAUAUCGGUCUCUCUACAAUAAUGAUGCUGAAGAAUUAAUGUAUCAUGAGGAAGAAAUAAAACGACUACAUCAAGCCUUGGGAAGUGAUAAUACUUAUGGACAAGUAGCUUACAAUUACGAUGAUCAAGAUAAUCAUGCGGGUGUAGGUGAAGACUCAAUGAGUCCAAAACCAUCAGAUGGUUCACAAGAUGAUGAUGAUCAAGCUUUUGUUCUUCCAUCUGAAAUAGAGGCGCCAGAAGGAAUGGUUUUGCCAGAAACGCAAAAACUCAACGCUAUUAUUACUAAAACAGCGUUGUUCAUAAGCCGCCAAGGCAGUCAAAUGGAAAUAUUAAUAAAAGCAAAACAAUCUAAUAAUCCACAAUUCGCAUUUCUUUCAAUAGAAGGAGCACUUCAUUCUUAUUAUAAACUUGUACUUGAUGCAAUAAAACAAGGAAAAUAUAAUCCUGAAAAACAACCAGAGAAAGAAGAACUUGAGUCUGACGAAGAGUCUGAUGAAAAUGAUGAGCCUUAUCUGCACCCUAGUCUUGCAUCAUCAAUGACUAAAGUUGAAGCGGCACCCAGUAUACCGAGUAUACAAUACAAACCAUCAGCAGAUUGUGCGUAUUCUAUGUUGGUGAACAAAAUUACGGGUAAACCUCCGCAAUCCAGAAAUCCACCAUUUUCACCUGAAGUACCGGCUCAACAAGUGCCACCAUCUGGAUAUUGUCCACCAGUAUCAACACAGAGUUACGCACCUUAUCCACCAAUACCACAGCAAUAUUCUCAUGGUCCAGUAAUUUAUGGCCCAAAUGGACAAGUUCAAUCACCAUCAAUACCUAUCGAUACUCCAUUGACACCAACAAUAAAAGAAUCUCCAGCGCCAUUAGUACCUUAUGGACCAACUCCACCUAAGCCUUUAAGUAGGCCGUCUUUUAUUGUCCCACCUGCUGAUGUACAAAUAAUAAUUGAUAAGAUGGCCAGCUAUGUUGCGAAAAAUGGUCGCGAUUUUGAAGCUAUUGUAAAAGCAAAAGGCGAUGCUAGAUUUAACUUUCUUGAGCUAUCGCAUCAAUAUCAUGGUUAUUACGCACAUAAGUUAACAAUUUAUGAAGGUGGUGCUAAUUCUAAAGCACUUACUGAAGAGGAGUUGUUACGUAAACAUGAACCACAAGAAGAAAAACAGAAAAAACUAGAAGAACUUCAAAAAAAACAACAGAGAAUGGAAGAAGUACAAAAGAGAGUAAAGAUGAUUCAAGCUAAGAAAAAAGGAGACAAACAAAUUACAACAGUAUCGUUUUCUAUUAAAAAACCAAAGGACAGUGACACAACUGUGAUGGAAAAACGUAGUGCUUUGCCAAUGGAAGAGAGUGAUGAUGAACAAGAAAAUGAAAAAAAAGAAGUUAAUAAUUCUAAAUCAAAUUCACCUAUGCCUAAUCUUGAUGAAGAAAAUUCUUCAGUAAAGCAAGAAAAAGAAAUAAAUAAAUUAGAAAUAACUUCGAAUAAUGAAACAGAAGAAAAAGAAUUGGUUGAUCUCACUGAUGAUAUUCUUGAAGAUUGUCAGAAUCAAGUAAAAUAUAAAUCGAUAGAAACUAAACUCAAAGACAAACUUGCUGCUGCUGCUAGAGAUAAACUUGCAUCCAGUUCACGUGAAAAGCAGCUUCAACUUGAAAGAAAGAAAAAAGCCGCUAUGUUUCUUAGCCAAAUUCAAGCACCUGCAUUAUCUAAAUCAAAUGCUGAAAUGAGGAUGGAAGAUGAAUUGGAUGAAAUUCAUUCGAUUCCAUCGCCUACGCCUGAGGAAGUUGAGGAUUCGCGUUCAAGUCACAAUUCAUUAAUGAAUAGACUUAAGAGCGCUGAUCUUGGGGCCAAACGCUCAAGACUAAAGUCAAUGUCAAGAUCAAGAUCUGGUUCAAGAUCAAGAAGUCGAAGCCGCAGUUACUCCGACAGACAUAGAUUUCACAAAAAACACAAGAAAAAGAAAAGUUCUCAUAGAAGUAAUUAUGACAGUCCAAGUGCUUCAAGAUCCCACAGAGUGAAGAAAAGUAAAAAAUCUACGUCAAGACAUAGAUCACGAUCAAGAUCACAGAGUCGAAGAAGUACAAGACAUUCACGAAAUCCAAAUGAUUCCAAUGAUUCAGAUUCAAACACAUCUUGAAUAAAAAAAAUAAAAUUUAAAUGAGAUAUUCAUAUAAAUUUGUAUAUAUGCUUGUCAAAAGAUUUAAUACAACAUUCAUAAAAAAAAAAAAAAA